Messenger RNA from Schizosaccharomyces japonicus yFS275, 4059 nucleotides. RefSeq names its product RNA endoribonuclease. The record is from RefSeq and is a predicted model, not a curated record. NCBI's taxonomy places the organism in Eukaryota, Fungi, Ascomycota, Schizosaccharomycetes, Schizosaccharomycetales, Schizosaccharomycetaceae. The transcript has a single exon. Bases 1843 to 3240 code for a protein of 465 amino acids.
GUCGCCUCUUUUUGUUAAUGCUGGUCAUUGCAAUUCCUAAUAGCAAAAUCCCGAUGGUUAUUACAAGAUGUUCUUUUUGUGGACUAAAACAUGGAAACGAGUUAAAUUCAGGCGCGCUUUGAAUAAGUAUUGGCAGCCUGCAACUACUAAUAGCUUCGUGGUCGCUUCUUCCAAAGCGGCAGGAGUGUCUUGCGUUGCGUUUUGCGACGGGGGCAUAUCUGCGGAGUUACAUUUGUUGCUAGAAUAAGCGUGAAUCAUAGUACACCGAGGGUCCACAUCUUCGUGUUGCUGUUCGCAGCAAUAUUCGGAUAACCCUCUCGGUGUCUCCAUUGAGCACAAACAUUUUAAAGCCUUGGUGAAAAAAAAAACUCUAAAACACAAACAUAAGUUCGUCAAACCGUACGUAACCUUAAGCGAUCUAACUAUCCAAAAACUCGUCAUUAGCUGUCUUGAAUUCAGGUUGUUGGACCUUAAAUCUUUUCGGAGAAGGCGUGAUUAAGUCUCGUAAGCUCGUUCGUUUCGUGGGCGUUGUUGAUUCUGCACCUGGUGAAGAACGGGCGUUUCGUUCUUCGGUUGCUUCUUUUGUCCACUGGCCACUUUGGAGCUGUGCAUAGUAAUCUCUAACGGUGGCCUCGAUGCUGCCAGAUGAGAAUGAGGUUUGCUGUAAAAGACCGCGGACAGUGUAUGACCAAACCUGUUUGAGUAGUGUCUCUGGCGGCUCCAUCCAUAGUCUCCAUCGCCAUUCGAGUUGGAUAUUGUGUACGCUUCCUUGGCAGAGAAGGUCAAUGCUUCCUCUGUCAUCGCUUAGGCAGAGUUGUGUUCGGCUGGGUGUUCCAAUGUCCAUUAACAAUCUCUCCAGUGCCUCCAUCAGCUCGUCGUAUGUGUUUACGGGAUCAAUGGGACAUCUGUUUCUCUAAUGUCAUCGUCAGCAUUUCAAACACACUUUUGCGGCUCUGUACCUCUGCUUCUUGGAUAAUGUCCUCUUGCCGAAACGUGCAUGUCCAUAUGUACGCCAAAUCCGUUAAACUGAUGAAUGCAGUUUCACCGUUUCCAUUACGCAUUCGGGCCUUCACAAAAUGGCAUUUGUGCCCCUUAAGCUGAACCCAAUCCAUGUCGUCCAGUUUUGCGAGUAUCACUAGCCGCCACUGAAGAAGAUCGUCGACCGUAAACAAACCAUGAGUCACACACACAAUUCCGAGUACUUCAAACAGCCUAUUGGAGUCAGAAUGAUUUAUUAGAUACGGACAGAAUCAUGAACAAUAAUCUAAAGGAUAUAACCUGCCCACGGGGUAUACAUCCAUAAAAACUCGAUGCAAACACUUGGAGGCAGGGUAUUUUUCUCCCCAAUCUGUUUCAGCUCGAUGGUCCUAGAAAACGAACGGACACGUCUAUACGCCGAGGCGAAUGGAACACAUCUGGUCGAGCCUACCAUAGAGCCAAAUUAGACGGGUGACAACUUUCAUCGAAUGGGGAAUCCAGCACACUCCUUUUAUACUUUUCUCUGAGGCGAAAAAAAUCGGCAGCAGUCCUACGUUCGGCGAUGCGACCAUUGAUAGUGAUGCUAAAUGUUGGCUGGUAGUCUCGUUUAUUGGAUCACUUUGCUCUAUAACGCUGUUUGUUGUUGUGCAAAAAGGGACAUAGAAAUAAGCGACGUUACCGAGCCAGUGGAACUGUUCGUUUACAACAAGAAAGCGCGAGUACGAGAAACAUCAAUCAAAGCUUGCUGAAGGAAUUGCUGCUCUCAUUACGCUACAGGUUUCGCAUUAGCGACACUUCCUCGUUUAUUGUUUGAAGGAAGCCCGGUUGGAUUCGACACUCGUCGCUCGUCAAUAUUACUGAAAUAUGGAGGAUCGGAUGGACUUGGAUGAAGACGAACAAGCCAUUGCGCAGGUCCUGAGCAUUGUACAGGUGAACAGGGAACACAAUUCGUUCGCCAAAUCGCCUUCUCAUCAAAAUGUCGCUAUUCAUGAGAAGGGACCAAUCUGCAAUAUUGAUUGCGUAAACAUAUUGUUUGUUUUAGACACCAACUUUUUACUGUCGCACAUGACAUUUUGUGAAGAUUUGUUACGGUAUACGAACGCCGAAAAGGAACUCGCAAUUGUUAUUCCAUGGACUGUCUUACAAGAACUCGAUGGACUCAAGUCGAAUGAGGGCACUUGCGGUUAUUUGGCUAGACAAGCACACACAUUCUUGCUUGAGCAGUUUCAACAGACGCAUACUGGUAUUUACGGACAGCGUGUAGAUGAACAAUGUCGUUCGGGAGAAAAGGGUGAUAACUCCAUCUUGGAUUGUUGCAUUUACUUCCAAAAUGAGCGUCUAAAACGGGUAAUUCUGUUGUCGGACGACAAAAAUCUUUGUGUAAAAUCAGCCGUUCACGCAAUUGAGACAUUCUCGCUCACCCGUAAAACGCAUGCAUACGAUUUCUUGGUAAGUGUGAUUGGCGAAAACCUAAAACAGCAGCCAAAGUCGCUGAGCCAAGCGCCGGCAAUCAUGGAAGUCGAUGUUGUUGCUGUCCCUUCACCCUCUAUCGUUUCUUCGACCCGUGCGUCAACGGUCGAUUUCCCUAUGGAUGCUCAAGACAAUAGUGCCUGGAGUUCCCGGUAUGCGCGGGUCGAUGCCACUACUGUAAUUGAUGAGCGGCCUACGGAAUCUUUGGAUAUUGCUUAUGACUACCCACUGCUGUCGAAACAAGAAAUCUUGGCAAGUUCGCAUCCGCGCACAUUAAAAUUACUGGAUCAGAUUACUAAAGUGCUUGUUGAGCAUAGUGGUAUCCUGUUGGUUGCUCAUUUAACCAACGUGUGGGAGACGGAAGACUUGGCAAUUCAAACAUUGCAUUCAUCAAAUUCAUUUCCACCACAAAACAUAAACGACGUAGCCUUCAUACUCGAAAGGCAUUGGGGCACGUGUUUUGAUGGCUAUAUUCCGUUUAAAGAGUCUAGCCGUCUGAAAUCAAUUGCAUUGGAUUGGGAAAAGUGGAUGCUUUGGGCUGAGAACGGGACUUCCAGUGGACCAGAAUCAAAUGAACUGCUCCUCGACGCUAUUCUGUUUUGGGUAAAGCUUUGGCGAGUUUUAAGUCGUCAAAACAUACUGCAGCAUCCAUUGCAAACGCAUUCGCUUGUGUACCAAGCAAUGCAAACACGCAUCGCAUCCAUCAAUGAGCCCAGUGCUUAUGCGAAAUUCCGUGAACAACAGAUUUCAAAGUGGACAGAGCGAGCGCUGCGGCCUGGUCUGUUGUCGUGAGUUUGCUUCGCCUAUUAUUUGUACAUAAAAAACAUUUAGUGAAAAUCUCAAUUCGAUUUUUGGUUCGGGAUCGAACAAUUGCGAGGCUAGUCGGAAUCCGAUCUCUGCAACUUUAUUUCCUGCUCUAUAAUAGAGCUAAUGGUAGAGAGCGUUGCAUCGAAAUCCGUUACCUCUUCAGGGUCAUUGGGAAAAGCGCCUGAAAGUUCUGUCGUUGCAAACACUUGACGACGGAAUCUAGCAGACAAAAUUCGAGAGAGUCUGUUACUAGAUUCGUCAACGCUUCCGAUUCCGGUUAGAGUGGAGCUAACUAUUUCCCCACGUCUCGCAGGGUUCAGCGACGGCAUAGCCAGCGACAUUGAACCGAACGGGGCUGAUGCCUUGUUCGAUGCCCAGAUGAAAACGGCGUCUGAAGGGUAUAGAAAAACGACUUGAAUCCAGAUUUUGUGUUGUCCGGGAAGUUGCGGAUUAUGAACGAUCUGCACAACUUUGUGCUCCGACUCUUCUAAACUCAUUUCUGAGACCAUGACUGUUAGCUUUUAAUCUUGAGAGCGACUUACUACCGUGUGUAUGUUUAUAUAUCUUGAUUCUAUGGGAAUAUCCGAUCACCGAAAUGUAAGGAAACGAGCUAUUAGUGCUGUUGCAAUUUGUUAUACUGCGUUAACCUGAAGUUCGGGAAGCUUAAAAUGAAAUAAACUGGCCGGGCUACAGAGGAGGAAGUUGGUUGUUUUUUGGUUGGCCUGUAUAGCUUUCAGAACGUCGUGAACUAAUUUUACUACGCAGCAAUUGAACUUAACUUGGCCUUGGUAUUUUGAUAUAGCG